AGAUGGCUGCUUCCGCGCGUUUCGGUCUCUUCCGUCCUGCCCAGCGAUUUCUCGUUGCCCGAUCGACGUCCUUGGGCCGACCUACGGUACAAUUUCGAGCAGAAUCGGGCCCCGCCGGCAAAAGCAAUGCCCCCAAUGCCACCGGACUUUCCGACCAUCGCCCCAACAGCUACGAUAAGUGGAUCCUGACCUUCUACAAAAAGUACCCGAAGGGGGCCGUGCCGGAUUUCGUACCGCAAGCGACCAUGGAGAAGGCCCGCAACAAGGCUCGCAUCCACCUCAACCUGGUCCUGGCUGCGCUUACCUUGCUCGGAGCGGCUCUUUUCGCCAACUGGGGCCGUCGGGACGCGAAACGCGGCCUGACCGUUAGCAAGAUCAACCAGGAGUGGCAUGCAGCGCAGAAGAGCAACCCAUAGCCGGCAGCAAAACCUUUUAUUCUCCGAGACGCUAUGUACAUUUGUUGUGGGUCCCCGAAGCGGCGGUGGGGGCCAAUAAAUAGUUUUAUGUA
Molecule: messenger RNA, 508 nt
Organism: Ixodes scapularis (black-legged tick)
Lineage: Eukaryota; Metazoa; Arthropoda; Arachnida; Ixodida; Ixodidae
Product: UPF0389 protein GA21628
Exons: 3
Coding region: 3-416 (137 amino acids)
Source: RefSeq, a predicted model, not a curated record